Metschnikowia bicuspidata var. bicuspidata NRRL YB-4993 is the source of this 2976-nucleotide messenger RNA. RefSeq names its product Ran GTPase-binding protein. The record is from RefSeq and is a predicted model, not a curated record. Gene Ontology annotation, biological process: tRNA re-export from nucleus. Gene Ontology annotation, cellular component: cytoplasm; nuclear pore; nuclear matrix. Bases 1 to 2976 code for a protein of 991 amino acids. The transcript has a single exon. NCBI's taxonomy places the organism in Eukaryota, Fungi, Ascomycota, Pichiomycetes, Serinales, Metschnikowiaceae. Gene Ontology annotation, molecular function: small GTPase binding; tRNA binding.
AUGGAUCAACAAAUCCAGCAGGCUGUGGAAAUCGCUUUAAGCGGAACCUCUGAUCCUCAGUUGAAGAACCAAGCCUUACAAUUCAUUAAUGAGAUCAAGUCUACGGAAGAAGGUUUCAAGUCGUGUGUCGAUAUUCUCCUUGAGUCAUCGGCCAAGGGAGGCACAUUAAACAAUGGUCUUAAAUUUUUUAUCUUUCAAGUCAUAGACGAAAAUACAGACAAGUUGAGCCAGGAACAGUUGUAUGCUUUGAAUACAAACUUGUUCAAGUAUCUAAAUGAUGUUAUCGCAGCAAAUUUGAAUGAUGAAGUUUAUUUGAAAAACAAACUAAGCGACUUGUUUGGUCGCAUGUUCUGCUACGUUUACCCCCUGAUUAAUGUGGAUUUUUUGAAAACCUUCUUGAUACUCAUUCAAUCACAAAACUUGAUGAGCAUUGAUUAUUAUAUGCGUACAUUGAUCUCCAUUCAUUUUGAAAUUGGGGAUAAACUCAUCUCUAGGGCCAAGGAUUCACAAGAACGCAACAACUUUUUGAAAGAUCUUAUUCGAGACCGCGAUAUGUCUGCCUUGGUUUCGAGCUGGAAAUCGGCCCUCACCGAAAUCAAGGACACCGUCAUUCUUGACAAUACGUUAAAAGUGGUUGGAUAUUAUAUUGAUUGGAUGGAUUUUUCGUUGUUCAUGCAAGAUGGCUUCUUGAGUAUAAUCUACGAAUUCUUGAAGAACCACGAAUUGCGCAACCAGGCCUGUCUCACUCUUUUGGAGAUGAUAUCCAAGAAGAUGAAGCCCAUCAACAAGCUCCAAUUGAUAAACAUGUUAGAGUUGACAUCUGUCAUUGGGUCUUUGAAAGACGACGAUUUGGACUUCAUUGAGAAUUUAUCCAGACUUUCGAACCAAAUUGGAAUGGAGCUCUGCAUUGCUUUAGAAAAUGAUCCGUCGCUCGUGUCAGAGAUAAGUCUUCAAUUGGCGAAGUUAUGGCCCAUAACGCUCGAAUUCUUGAUUCAUGAAUACGACGACGUCUCUCAACAAGUUUUUCCAUUUAUUCAACAAUACUUGUUGAUUGCCAAGAAAUUCCCUGCCGUUACUUCCAACGAAUUACUGUCUGCUCUUCUCAAAAACAUAAUUGAGAAGAUGAGAUAUGAGGCUGACAAUGAUGGCUUCGAUGAUGAUGAUCAAUUCAUGGAUAUUCGUCAAAAAUUAAAAACAUUUCAAGAUACCAUUGCCGGCUUAAAUCCCUCCUUGUACUUAGACGUCGUUCCGCUUAUGAUUGAAAGUUCCAUUUUCGGUGGUCAGUCGGCCUCUGAGAGUCAAAGCUGGAAUGUUGUGGAAUUAGGCUUGUAUGAACUAAGCAACUUUGCCGAUUCGUUGAAAAACAACUUGAUCAAUCUCCCAAAAUCGGAAAUUUCGACCUCCAAGCCCUAUCGGGCUGUACAAGACUUAUUGAUCAAGAUCAUUAACAACGUUCAUAUACUUAGCCACCCAAAGAAUCAACUUGCCUUUUUUGAGUUGAUAAUUCGUCAUUUUAGCACAAAAAAUUUUCUGAACACCACUCAAACGAGCAUGGAUGAGCUUUCUUCGAAGAUUCUAGAAUUGUUUUCGGAAUACGGAUUGUUCAACGGAGUCGAAAGCGUGAGAUUGAGAUGUUGGUACCUUUUCUUUCGAUUCGUGAGCGCUACAAAACCAGGUCUCAACUCUUUCUUUUUGGAAAAUUUGUUGAUCAAACUUCAACCUCUUCUAGUUAUCAAAGCUGAAUUACCCACGCGGGAUGAAGAUAAUGAUCUUGUCGAGCAUGGCAAUUUUAAUAGCCAGCUUUAUUUAUUCGAAGCACUUGGUAUGUUGGUCACAUUAACCAAUUCUCCGCAAACAUGUGCAACGUCCGUUGACGUUCUCUUACAGCCAUUGUUUGGAAACUUGGAGGCUUGCAUAUCGAGAGACGACAAAGACAUCAAUCCUUUAAUACCUUUGCAAACUCAUCAUCUGUUAUUUGCAAUUGCCACCAUUGUAAAGGGUCUUGAUACGCUGGCCCCAGGAAAAUCCGACUCAUUGAAAAGCAAUGCGGAACUUGCGAUCAAGAUAGGAAAUGCUGCACAAGUUGUGUUAAUUUCUUUGGAAAAUUUCAACAAAUUUGAAUCGGUUAGAGACGCAGCUCGCUUUGCCUUUGCUCGUCUUGUGCCCAUUAUGGAGACCCGAAGCAGUGCCUAUUUAAGCAAACUCAUAUCCCUCAUCUUGGCAUCUCCCAACCUCAAAAUUCAGGAAUUGGGGGAUUUUGCGGGCUUUGUUGGUCAACUCGUGCAUCAAUUCAGAAACAACGAAUCCGUGUUCCAGUUGUUGAAUGAUUUGAUGACCCCCAUGAUUCAAAAAAUCUACGAGACGCUCACAAUUGAAGAUGAGAAUUAUCCCAACUUGGUGAGAGAGAAAUACGAUUUGAAAAAGUCUUUUCUUUCGUUCAUAAGCAUUUUGGUGAUAAACAACCAAUUCUCUCUUUUAUUGACCGAAACUAAUAAGGCCAUUCUUCCCAAGAUUUUGAGCUCGAUGGUAGAAUUCUCUUGCGAUUUGUUCGAUUCCAUGACCGCAAAAUCAGCUAUUACUCAAUUUGGGAAUGUGAUAACUGUUUUGGGCUGUAAUGGGGGUAAGCUAAAUGACAAUUCAGAUAUGUUUGCAUCUACUCUUGCUCCCAUCGAGGGAAUUGACGAAUAUUUGAUGGAUAGCACUGUUAAAUUGUGUUUUGAAUUACCGUUUCGUGAGAAGGAUUUCAAUUUGAAAGACGCGCAAAUCCGCAAUAUUGCGAUGGAGUUAUCGAUUCUCUUGACCACAUACCAAAAGCGCCUGUCGCAGCAAGAGUUCGUACACUUUCUCGCAAAUUAUUUGACUAAGAUGGGGCUCGAUGAGGAAAUCGCAAAAGACUUUUGCACGAACUUGGUUCAAUUGAGUGGCAAAGACUUUAAAAAGUAUUACGUGACGUUCUUGGGGGAGUUAAAAAAAUAG